GGGCAGCCUUCGAUCUGGCCACUUCUCUUAAUCAUCGCUCUUCUGAUUCAGGGUGGCAUUGUGUCCCAGUGUGCAAGAAUAGCCCCAGAAUCGGAAAGGCUGAACCCAGAGCUCUUCAGCAGGGAAGAUUCCCUUCCCCCCUGCUUCAGGCUGCUGAGCACUGAGCGUCGCUCAGAAUGGAAGCCAUCGCCAAAUAUGACUUCAAAGCUACUGCUGACGAUGAGCUGAGCUUCAAAAGGGGGGACAUCCUUAAGGAAGACUGCCCUCCCACUGGUGAGCACAACCCAGUCUGCUUGGAUGAUUUCAUCACAGGUGCAAGGCCUACAUUUUUGUGUGUUUUGAAUGAAGAGUGUGAUCAGAACUGGUAUAAGGCAGAGCUCAAUGGGAAGGAUGGCUUCAUUCCCAAGAACUACAUAGAAAUGAAACCACAUCCGUGGUUUUUUGGCAAAAUCCCCAGAGCCAAGGCAGAAGAAAUGCUUAGCAAACAGAGGCAUGAUGGGGCCUUCCUAAUCCGAGAGAGCGAGAGUGCCCCUGGGGACUUCUCCCUGUCUGUCAAGUUUGGAAAUGAUGUCCAGCACUUCAAGGUGCUCCGAGACGGGGCCGGGAAGUACUUCCUGUGGGUGGUGAAAUUUAACUCUUUGAAUGAACUGGUGGACUACCACAGAUCCACGUCAGUGUCCAGGAACCAGCAGAUAUUCCUGCGGGACAUAGAGCAGGUGCCACAGCAGCCAACGUAUGUCCAGGCACUGUUUGACUUUGACCCCCAGGAAGACGGUGAGCUGGGCUUUCGCAGAGGAGACUUCAUCCAUGUCAUGGAUAACUCAGAUCCCAACUGGUGGAAGGGGGCCUGCCAUGGGCAGACCGGCAUGUUUCCCCGCAAUUACGUCACCCCAGUGAACCGGAACGUCUAAGAAGCAGAAGAGAUUAUUUAAAGAAAGUGAAAAGUUGAGACCAUUCACAAGAAUUGCACCCACAUGCUGCCUGUCACAGCUUGUGAGGGAGUGCAGAACAUCUGGCUGGGUCCUACUGGUGACCCUCUCACUUAGGUUGAAACUUUGGGGGGUGGGAAGGGGUGUUUGAUUUCAUAAUGCCAAAACUUAACCUAUUGAAUUGAAUUACAGUUUUUAUUACAGAAUCUCACUGCUGCUCCUGUUCCCCUCCUAUCUCCUUUUCUCAUCCUUUCUUUCCUGUCCUUCAGUGCAUGACGUUUGAGGCCACGUAUAGUCCCAGCUGAUGCCAAUACUAAAAGAAACCAAGUGGGCUGGUACUUUCUCUAUGCAAAAUGUCUGUGGAGAUGAAUGGACUAAAAGAGCUAUAUUCUUCACACACAAGGGGCGGCCAGGGCACCUGGGGCCCGUGAAUGGGCUUCUGCCAGAGAUGCCUGAGGGCAUCUGCCUCCAGCCCAAGCCUGGAGCAUCCCGUCAAGGUUGGACUUUGUAGGGGAAGGAGGCACGCCACCCACCUCUGGUCCCCGAGUCACUGCAGACCUGCGCCUCCUCCCACUGUCUCCCCGUCAGGUGUUGCUCAAAUGUUGUUUUUCAUAGUGCCUUUUUUCUUAUUUCAAGGGUGUUUUAUGAGUGGUGUUUUUACUUUUUUUUAUAUAAGUUAAAGACAGUCCAGAGCUUUUCCUAUCCUGUAUAAUAUUUUCCUCUCAGGGCAGGGGAAACAGGAUAGAGAAAGGAAACAGGAGAAGCAGAGCGUGGUAUUGCCUGUCUGGAGGGGCCAGAGGUCUUGGAAGACUCUGCUCCCUGGCUGUGGUCUGCCCUUUCCAUGCCUGGAGCCAGUGAGUGUCAAACACAGAAGACAGGGGCAGGUGGCAGCCAAGCUGUCCUUCCUCCCCUGUCACAGGCCUGCACUCGGGUGGGAGCUGAGAGUAUGGCUUUUCGUUGUCCUUGCUCUUAGAAUUAGGUCCUUGCUCUCAAUUGUGUAUUUUCCAACCUGCCCAAGAGCGCAGAUAGCAGGGUUGGGGCUUGGUGUGUUCACAGCUGUUCUGCUGCCGCAUCCCAUGAAGCUGUGUGAGGUGGGAAAGAGCACAACCCAUGCAAAGAAAGCUCUUUGUCUGUCUCCUGUGAGCUUCCAGUCCUCUGUACACCAAUCUCUGCACCUAGCCUCCUUCCCACAGCAAAACAAGGCUCCUCCUAGUCUCCCUUGGAGUUGGCAGUGUCCUUGGGCUGCUGGGCUCUUCGGGGUGGGGUCUCCCCUGGACUCUGUUGGGAGAUGGACUCAGCCCUGCCCUGGGGGCGGCCUUCCAAAUGGAGCUGUCCCUGCCCUCCUGGUUUUGCUUCCUCUUUCCCUGCUGAUGAUAAAAUGAAAUAAUGAGUUACACCUGGGCCAUUUGAUUGUUUUAUUUUGGAAUUGGUGUAUAUCAUGAAGCCUUGCUGAACUAAGUUUUGUGUGUAUAUAUUUAAAGAUCAGUGUUUAAAUAAAAAGACCUAUGUACUUACUCCCUUAACUUCUGCGAAUAGCGAUUUGGUAGGUAGUGAUUAACUGUGAAUAAACAUACAAUGAAUUCUU
This is a messenger RNA of Cricetulus griseus (Chinese hamster), 2514 nucleotides long. The record is from RefSeq and is a predicted model, not a curated record. NCBI's taxonomy places the organism in Eukaryota, Metazoa, Chordata, Mammalia, Rodentia, Cricetidae.